AUGUUUAGGUUGCAUGAAAGGAUUUGGCCGAAUUUGAGAGGUGUUUCGGAAGAACUGGUCAGUGUUUUGCAUUCACGAAUAAAAAGUAAAUCAGCAGACGGUUCCUCUACCUCUCUAUACGAUGUGAAUUUCGAAGAAGAGAAACGGACCACGGGAAAAAGGAAAAAAAAUAUAACAUAUGAACUGGUUUCCGCUCCGCGACUGUACAUAUUUGUGGCUAAACCCAAUGAACCGGGCUACGUGCUGACUACGUCACACGGACGGUUUAGCAAAGGACGUACCCAAUUGAUUAAAGAUAAAUUAGUCAUCAAACGAACUCGAGUAGAAGACACUGGAAUGUACUAUUGUUACUAUGAAGGUCGCAAAAUUCGUGAAUGGGCUGUGACCGUAGUCAGCGGUCACGACGAACCAUUUCGAAAUGUGCCACAACCUAUCGAAUUUGAGCAAACGGUAUUGGAGAAGUUACGUGAUCAGAAUGAUGGGGAUAAUCGAACAUUGGUCGAUGAACUGCUUUCCGGAACACCAAGUCUUAUUAAUUCAGUUCGUCCAUUAAACUCCAAGAAAUUGCUUAAAAACAAUCUGGAAAUCCGGUCCGAAUGGAGCAGUUGGACUGAGUGUGUCCCGUGUACCCCGCUUGACCAAUUGCCUCGAUCCCCCGAGCCCGGAGGUGACGGAUUCCAAAUGCGUGUCGGGACCUGUCGUGUUAGUUUGCUUGAUCCAUUCCAUCGAGUCAAGCCGCAUGAACUAUCUUUACAGAUCGAUGAGCUGCUCCGAGUACAUGCACGUCGCGGCCUGCCUUGUCGAUCCCAUCUGAUUCGGGAUGCGAUGCGGCUAUAUGGACCAAAAGCGCUUAUAAUUCGGCCGAACGAAAUCAUGCUACGUGAAUGCAUUCGAACUUGUCCAAUGGUUAAAAAAACGAAAACAAAAUUUUACAAGCUUCCAAAAAGGGUACAACUUCGAGUAAACGAAGGUGAGAAUUUGGUUAUUUCUUGUCCCGUCCGUGGAGCUAUCCUUGGACCAAUCAGUUGGUUCUAUGCUCCUUUGGACAUGGAUGAACUGGUCAAUCUCACCACGACCGCUUUCAUGUCUGACACUAUCAAACUUUACGGUUCGCCUCCAAUAUUUCUCACCACUGUCCUAUCUCCGGUCCAUGUGGUUAGCCUUUUUGACAGUACCCGUGGCCGCUAUCGUGUCGAUACCGCGUACAAUCUGAUUGUGGCUGAGGCAAUUGCCAAACCGUCUGAGGAUGAGAUUCGUCUAAAUCACCUGAUUUGCAUACACGGAGAUGCCCGGACAACCAAUGACAGCGAAUUGUCCGAAUGGGCUGGUAUUGUGGAUGUGGAAGUAGUCCCACGUGCCUACUCGGUGGUCAUGAUGAGUAAACUGUCCCAAGUGGUCCUCUUGUUGAUUCCGUUCGCUUUGGCCGUUGGUACGUUUGUGGUGAUCGCGAUCACAAUGCAGACUGAACGUAAACCGAAUAUGCGUGCCGCGGCAGACGGAUUCACCAGCAAACCUCCGCCGUGA
Echinostoma caproni is the source of this 1524-nucleotide messenger RNA. Lineage: Eukaryota; Metazoa; Platyhelminthes; Trematoda; Plagiorchiida; Echinostomatidae. The record is from the annotation of a GenBank genome assembly.